AUGAGGGCGAUUUUCCCACUCAACAGGCCUGAGGCGCCUGUAGUUGAGAAACAACCCGCGAUUGGAGAUGCAGAGGUUGGCAGAGAGGGCGGAACUGUCUCUGACACUGAGAGCGAGGGCAUUUCGAAAGAAGCCCAAGCCGGUGUGCAGAAUAUGGAGGCCACAACAACCGUCUGGUCCACAUCUCACUUGAUUGCAGCAUAUGUUUUGAUUUGGGUCAUCGCCUUCAUAGAGUCCAUGCAGUCGGGCAUGGGGUUCGCCUUGGACCCCUUUGUGACUAGCAGUUUCCAAGAACAUUCGUUGACUGCCGCGACGAGGAUCAUGUCGAGUCUUAUCGGUGGUCUUGUCAAAUUGCCACUGGCCAAGGUCCUUGACAUUUGGGGCCGUCCACAAGGGUUUUUACUCAUGAUCGUCAUGUUGACUCUCGGUCUCAUUAUGAUGGCUGGGUGUGACAGCGUUCAGACCUAUGCGGCUGCUCAAGUAUUUUAUAUGGUUGGGUUUAACGGUUUGACAUACACCAUUUCCAUUUUCAUCGCGGAUACGUCAGCCUUGAAAAAUCGAGCUCUGAUGCUCGCGUUCUCGUCCUCUCCCUAUAUUGCGACAACCUGGAUCAGCGGCCCGCUUGCAAAUAGUUUCUUAGCUGGACCUGGUUUCAGAUGGGCAUUUGGCGCCUUUUCUAUCAUUACCCCGGCUAUCACUCUACCUCUGUUUGCUUUAUUCGCCUUCAACUAUAGCAAAGCGAAGAAGGCUGGAUUGGUGCCAGAGAGAAAAAGUAACCGCACGUUUUUGGAAUCCGCAAAAUACUACUUCAUUGAAUUUGACGUGAUCGGUUUGCUCCUUAUAACCGGUGGCCUCGCAUUAUUCCUUCUGCCGUUCAGUCUUUACUCUUACCAAGCGAACGGCUGGAAAUCGCCACUUGUUAUCUGCCUAAUCAUAUUUGGCGGUCUCCUGCUGAUUGCAUUUGCCGUGUACGAAAAGUUCUUCGCCCCCGUCACCUUUAUUCCAUUCGACCUUUUGAUGGACCGCACUGUUCUUGGAGCCUGUAUCCUCGCGGCCGUCCUUUUCAUCAGUUUCUACAUCUGGAACAGCUAUUUCUUCUCGUUCCUUCUCGUCGUUACGAACCUUUCUGUCAGGGAUGCCAGCUAUAUCCAAAACAUUUACAGCAUCGGCUCCUGCUUUUGGUCUUUACUGGUUGGUGUUCUAGUCCGUUGGAGUGGCCGUUUCAAAUGGCUGGCCCUGUGGUUCGGUGUGCCAUUCACGAUCCUUGGCGUGGGCUUGAUGAUCAAAUUCCGCCAACCAGAUGUCAAUAUCGGCUACAUCAUCAUGUGCCAGAUCUUCAUCGCGUUCGCCGGUGGUACGUGCGUUAUUUGCGAGCAGAUGGCGGUCAUGGCUGCUACUUCUCACCAAUACGUUGCGGUCGUCCUCGCCGUCGAGUCUAUGUUCGCCAACAUCGGCGGUGCGAUUGGAAGCACCGUUGCUGCAGCCGUCUGGAGUGGCACCUUUCCGAAGAAACUUGCCGAAUACCUGCCUCCUGAAGCUCAAGGCAACCUCGCGUCAAUCUACGGGGAUGUUCGAGUGCAGCUGAUAUACCCCAUGGGGACUCCAACUAGAAGUGCCAUUAACCAGGCGUACGGCGAUGCCCAAAAGUUUAUGCUCAUUGGUGCUACUGCUAUUCUGAGUUUGGGGUGGGCGGCAACCGCGAUCUGGAAAGAUCUCAAAGUUAAGGACUUCAAGCAAGUCAAGGGCCGUGUUGUAUAA
Molecule: messenger RNA, 1758 nt
Organism: Uncinocarpus reesii 1704
Lineage: Eukaryota; Fungi; Ascomycota; Eurotiomycetes; Onygenales; Onygenaceae
Exons: 3
Coding region: 1-1758 (585 amino acids)
Biological process (GO): transmembrane transport
Molecular function (GO): transmembrane transporter activity
Source: RefSeq, a predicted model, not a curated record